AUGCGGGGGGAGGGGGAGGGGGGGGUUUAUGGGAGUAGGGGAGGGGGCGCGGAGGGGGGGGGCGGGGGAGGGGGGGGAGGGGAGUGGGCCAACGGUGGGCGGGGGGGGGUUGGGGGGGAAAGGGGGGGGGGUGGGGAGUGGGGGGGGGGGGGAGGGGGGGGGUCGGGUGGGGUGUUUGUUACCCGGGGGGGGGGGCGGGAGCUGUGGUUUGGGGAGGUUCCGGGGGUGUGUACUGGUGGGGGGCCGGGUUUGGGGGGGGGGGGGGUGGUGGUUGCGGGGGGUGGGGGGGUCGGGUGGGGGUGA
This is a messenger RNA of Dicrocoelium dendriticum, 303 nucleotides long. NCBI's taxonomy places the organism in Eukaryota, Metazoa, Platyhelminthes, Trematoda, Plagiorchiida, Dicrocoeliidae. The record is from the annotation of a GenBank genome assembly.